AUGAAUCCAGGUUAUAGCGAUGUUGUAUUGUUAGUACAGUUUUCAAGAAAAAUAGAAAGUAGAACUUUUGUUGAAUAUAAUUCCUUAAAAUUAGCAUUAAAUGGGAUAUGUCAACUAUAUGAACAAGCAAUAAAAGAAAAUGACCCAUCAGUGCAAAGGAUAACAUAUAAUAUGAAUGAUUUGUUUUUAUACAUCGAUAACGUACAAAAAAUGACUAUAAUGUUAUUUCACCAACCCACAUGGACGUACAAGCCUCACGACAAAAAAUGGAUAAAGCAAAAAUUAGUUGAACAUAUUAAAGAUCAGAUUGGCCAAUAA
Plasmodium malariae is the source of this 318-nucleotide messenger RNA. It is a transcript of the gene ERH, whose product is annotated as enhancer of rudimentary homolog, putative. The coding region runs from base 1 to 318 and encodes 105 amino acids. The record is from RefSeq and is a predicted model, not a curated record. The transcript is spliced from 3 exons. Lineage: Eukaryota; Apicomplexa; Aconoidasida; Haemosporida; Plasmodiidae.